Messenger RNA from Ipomoea triloba (trilobed morning glory), 924 nucleotides. Its product is annotated as pollen receptor-like kinase 1. The record is from RefSeq and is a predicted model, not a curated record. The transcript is spliced from 4 exons. NCBI's taxonomy places the organism in Eukaryota, Viridiplantae, Streptophyta, Magnoliopsida, Solanales, Convolvulaceae. Gene Ontology annotation, biological process: protein phosphorylation. Bases 1 to 924 code for a protein of 307 amino acids. Gene Ontology annotation, molecular function: ATP binding; protein kinase activity.
AUGUACUUUCCAUCCAAACAAAAUAACCCAACCCAAACCCCCUAUCCCAAACCCGGUUCCUCCCUCUUUAGACAAAGGCCGCCGCUGGAUCUUUGCGACGGCGGUAGCGGCGGGGGGCAGUCUAAGAUCGGAGAUCGAGAUUCCGCCGGAACCCUGGGCGGCGGACUGGCGGCGUUGGGGGCGAGAGAGAAGGAGAAAGGAAAGGCGGACGCCAUUGCUGCCGGCAACGGGAAACACUUGGUGCUUUUUACCAAAACACCCCGGAGCUUUGACCUGGAUGAUCUGUUGAAGGCCUCAGCUGAAGUGCUGGGGAAGGGCACUUUCGGAACUGCAUACAAAAUUGUUCUUGAAAUGGGGUUAACCAUGGUGGUGAAGAGGCUAAGGGAUGUGAGUGUGCCUGAAAAUGAGUUCAAAGAAAAGAUUGAAGAAGUGGGGAAGAUGAACAAUGAAAAUCUUGUCCCUCUCAGAGCUUAUUACUAUAGUCGAGACGAAAAGCUUCUCGUUUACGAUUACAUCGUAAUGGGAAGCUUGUCUGCACUCUUACACGUUCAAAGAGGGAGCAGUCAGUUGAACCGGGUCUGGGAUAGGGGGUUUGGGUUGGGUUAUUUUGCUGAGGCAAAUGCAAGGGCUCGUGAGGCUUUUGAAGAAGAUGAUGAUGGGGAUGAGGGUAGGGAGAAUGAGGUUAGGGUAGACAAUCAGGUGCCCGUUAUGAUGAGGGAUGGUGGUGACAAAGAUGACUCGGACGAUGCUACUAGUUCGCUGGGUGACCAUCAAAGAAGUACGACUGCGUAUGGAGGCCAAGGUACUAGUAACACUCAAAUUCCAACCUCGUAUUCCCAAUUUGGAGAGUACUCACCAUACACACAAUUUGGGAUGUUGCAUUCGUUGCAUCAACAUUUCAGUAUCCGAGUUAUGCGACCCUAA